ACGCGGGCGGGCGCAGGACCCCGGCGCUGCCCGUCCCGGCGGGGUCCCCCGAGCUCCGCGGCGCCCGCUCGGGCUGCCCCCCUCCUGGAGAGGGCUGCCCCGGCGGGAGGGCGCGCAGACCACAGCCUCGGUGCCCCUCUGUGUCUCGGUUCCUCUUUCCUCCCCAAGUAAGGGAAUAAGCCCCGAGGAAGGAGCGCCCCGGGGAACCGCGCAACCAAGUGUUGCAGGGCGAGGAGGAGCACGGAUUUCCGGCUACUGUGACUACGGAUAGAAGCAUGCUGUUGGAGUAAUAGCACAGGCCUUCUCUCAUCUGCUGAGAGGUGCCCGUUACCGCCAUAGACACGUGGGUCCUCAAAGUCUCCCAAAGGGCCUGUCCAUCACGUACCUGCAAUGAGCCAGGCCCUGGGCUGGGCCUCAGCUUCAUCCUGGUGAACAAAACUCCAUCUCUGGCCUCCAGCACUCACACCCAGCUUAAAGAUGAGUGAUGAACGGUGGGUCUCCCUUACUCCAGAAGAAUUUGACCAACUCCAGAAAUAUUCAGAAUAUUCUUCCAAGAAGAUAAAGGAUGUCUUGGCUGAGUUUAAUGAGGGUGGGAGCCUCAAACAAUAUGACCCACAUGAGCCAAUUAGCUAUGAUGUCUUUAAGCUGUUCAUGAGGGCUUACCUGGAGGUGGACCUUCCUCAGCCACUGAGCACGCACCUCUUCCUGGCCUUCAGCCAGAAGCCCAGACAGGAGACCCCCGACCACCCAAUGGAGGGGGCCAGCAAUGAGGCCAGUGGCCCAGAUACCAACAUACAGAAUGUGGAUAAUGCUGCCAAAGCAGAUGAGGCCUGUGCCCCUGAUACAGAAUCAAAGAUCACUGAGAAGCAAGUGCCAGCUAAAGACCAAGUGGCUGCAACCCUCCUAGGAAACCCUGUUGCUCCAUCUCCAGGCUCAGAAUCCCCAAUAGUGUACCUGAAGGAUGUCGUGUGUUACCUGUCCCUACUGGAGACUGGGAGACCGCAGGAUAAGCUGGAAUUCAUGUUUCGUCUCUAUGAUUCGGAUGAGAACGGUCUUCUGGACCAAGCGGAGAUGGAUCGUAUUGUCAACCAGAUGCUUCAUAUCGCCCAGUAUCUGGAAUGGGAUCCCACGGAACUAAGGCCUAUACUGAAGGAGAUGUUACAAGGGAUGGACUAUGACCGGGACGGCUUUGUGUCGCUAGAGGAAUGGGUCCAUGGAGGGAUGACCACCAUCCCACUGCUGGUCCUGCUGGGCAUGGAUGACUCUGGCUCCAAGGGGGAUGGGAGGCACGCCUGGACCAUGAAGCAUUUCAAGAAGCCUACCUACUGCAACUUCUGCCACGUUAUGCUGAUGGGUGUUCGGAAGCAAGGCCUGUGCUGCGUUUACUGCAAAUAUACUGUCCAUGAACGCUGUGUAUCCAAAAACAUUCCUGGAUGUGUCAAAACAUGCUCAAAAACCAAAAGGGGCGGUGAGGUGAUGCAGCACGCGUGGGUAGAAGGGAACUCUUCCGUCAAGUGUGACCGGUGCCACAAAAGUAUCAAGUGCUACCAGAGCGUCACCGCGCGGCACUGCGUGUGGUGCCGGAUGACGUUUCACCGCAAAUGUGAAUUAUCAACAUUGUGUGAUGGUGGGGAACUGAGAGAUCAUAUUUUGCUGCCUACUUCAAUAUGCCCUGUGACCAGGGACAGGCAAGGUGGAAAGUCUGAUGGCAGCACAUCAGCCAAGGGUGAACUUGUAAUGCAGUAUAAGAUCAUCCCCACCCCGGGUACCCACCCCCUGCUGGUCUUGGUGAACCCCAAGAGUGGAGGGAGACAAGGAGAAAGAAUUCUUCGGAAAUUCCACUAUCUGCUCAACCCCAAACAAGUUUUCAACCUGGACAAUGGGGGUCCUACUCCAGGAUUGAACUUUUUCCGUGAUACUCCAGACUUCCGUGUUUUAGCCUGCGGAGGAGAUGGGACAGUUGGCUGGAUUUUGGAUUGCAUUGAUAAGGCCAACUUUGCAAAGCAUCCGCCAGUGGCUGUCCUGCCUCUCGGAACAGGAAAUGACCUGGCCCGCUGUCUCCGCUGGGGAGGAGGUUAUGAAGGGGGCAGCUUGACAAAAAUCCUGAAGGACAUCGAACAGAGCCCCUUGGUGAUGCUAGACCGCUGGCAUCUGGAAGUCAUCCCUAGAGAGGAGGUGGAGAAUGGGGACCAGGUCCCGUACAACAUCAUGAACAACUAUUUCUCCAUUGGUGUGGAUGCUUCCAUCGCACACAGAUUCCACGUGAUGAGAGAGAAACACCCUGAAAAAUUCAACAGCAGGAUGAAAAAUAAACUGUGGUAUUUUGAAUUUGGCACCUCGGAGACCUUUGCAGCUACCUGCAAGAAGCUCCAUGACCACAUAGAGUUGGAGUGUGAUGGGGUCGAGGUAGACCUGAGCAACAUCUUCCUGGAGGGCAUUGCCAUUCUCAACAUCCCCAGCAUGUAUGGUGGCACCAAUCUCUGGGGAGAGACCAAGAAGAGCCGGGCUGUGAUCCGGGAAAGUAGGAGAGUCGUCACUGACCCCAAGGAACUGAAAUUCUGUGUCCAAGACCUCAGUGACCAGCUCCUUGAAGUGGUGGGGCUGGAGGGAGCCAUGGAGAUGGGGCAGAUCUACACUGGCCUGAAGAGUGCGGGCAGGAGGCUGGCCCAGUGCUCCUCUGUCAUCAUCAGAACAAACAAGCUGCUGCCCAUGCAAGUGGAUGGAGAGCCCUGGAUGCAGCCACCUUGCACGAUUAAAAUUACUCACAAGAAUCAAGCGCCUAUGAUGAUGGGGCCUCCCCAGAAGAGCAGCUUCUUUUCACUGAGGAGGAAGAGCCGUUCAAAAGACUAAAUAAUAUGCCAAACGCCAGUUAAACCAAGAGAGAAAACAAGAGACUAUAACACACACACACACACACACACAUGCACACACACGCACACACAUGCACACUCAUCUCUAACCGGUGGAAGCAAAGCCACCCAUCAGGAAGAAAUCUUCAUCUUGCUGUACAUUCUGUCUACUUCAACAAUGGGCACACCCAGCAGAGCCAGUACCAAUGAAAAUUUUGAAUGGACUUAGGGCCUGCCAGGGUGUGGUUGGCUCAUAUGGCAACCUCCACAUUCCCAGAAGGCCCUGAGACUGAAGGAGAAAUCCCCCUCUCUUCCCACCAGUCGUGUAAGUUCCCUCAUGGACGCUCACAAGAAGCAGGCUGCAGGUUUCCUGCCUGGUGAGAUCGGAUGUGGCCAGGGAAAAGAGCUCCCAUUCCAGAGAAUUUACACAAAGGUCCCUCUGUACAGAGACAAACGGCCUCCAACUCUCAGAGCAUAGCCCUUGGCAGGGCUCAGCAAGCGCACGUUGGUUUCUUAGUUGUCCUUCAAGCAGCAGCGUCUCCCUGAACUUGCUGAGGAGGCAGAAAGGCUGUGGAAAGCUGUGUUUCCAUUCUUGGUUCUCCACACUGUCAGUGGGCACUUGUUAUUUUCCCAAAGUCUUCUUCUGGUGGCUGUGUGUUUGUUUAGAGACGGCUCCAAGAGCCCCCAGAGCUGCCUGCACAGCACACCUUAGAUGUGGUAUUUAUUUUCUUAGUUCUGUGAACACCUGGGAGGGAAAGCAGAGAAACUGGGAUUUAUUUUUCAAAUUGGUGUCAUAAUAUUGUGUAAAAAGGGAAGAAAAAAAAAAAAACCACCCCCAGUUUCUUUCUUUUUCAAGCCAAAGCGUGUUUCCUGUUUGAGUUCCAAGCCCUGGUGGCAGACUAUUCCUGAAGGCAGAGAAGAUGAGAAGGAAGGGCCUCUUGCUGAGAAGACCAGGAGACAAACCAUCAGGUGGUUCCCACCUGCCUCUUUGCACCUACUACUCCCAAAGUGUGACCUGAGGGCCCUUCUGAUGGUCUUAUGUGUGUGUGUACAUAUAUGUAGCAUAUAUAUUUAUAUAUACAUGUAUAUAUAAAUAUUUAUUUACUGAUGGACUUUUCCUGAUUUGGGAAAAAAAAAUAUGUAGAAUAGGAACAGAAAGUGGGAAAGAAAAAGAAGGUUCUUACUCCCCCAUUCCACCAUUUCAUUGUCAAGACACAUUUCCCCAUGGUGAUCAUGAGAUUUAAGGGAAAUGAAAGUAGCUUCUUAUUGUAAAGAGACUGAGAAUUCCUAUUCUGGAUUCUCAAAAGAGCCAUGAAAGAUAUACUGGACAGAAUUUACUCUCUCAUUUGCCAGAUAGAGACGAUGAGUCUCAGAAAAGUUAGGAGACCUGUCCAUGGCAUCUUAACUAAUGUGGUUUGGGAAUAGAUGCCAUUAAGAGGAUAUUUAUUAGAAAAAAGAACCCACGCGUCUUACAAUAGGGUCAUUUCUGGUCACUGAGAAAUUGUUCCAUUCGAAUCCAGGUUUCCAGGGAAGAAUGAAUGUGUAGCACAUGUAUGGAUGGGACAGGCCCACACAAGAAAAUGAGGGCCUCAUGAUGCUUCCAGAGAUUCUUUCUGGCCUGAACUGGUAAGAAGUUGGUCGAGGUUGAAGGCACUAGACAGAUCACCAGAUUAAACUCUCCACAUGUCAGCUCAUCAUGGUCAUCAUGGCCGCUUAGCUUGGAAACACCUCUGGCUGCAGGGAUGACCUCAAUGGAGACUCACAAGGACCAAGGCACAUUCUGCAAGGUGCUGCCACCCAGCACCUGGAGGGGUCUCGGCAGAGCCCAGUGGGCUUUAUGCAGCUGGUGCCAGCAUUACCCUCCUUUCCCGAGGGCAAGUCUGUAUAGAGCUUCAUUAGUAGGCAGAAACAUUUGCCUUGGCACCUUUGCUCCAUUGGACCUCCAUCCCCUCUGAGAUUUCUUGAAAGGAAACUUGGGCCCACUCGACAUUACUCCACUGAGCCCUCUCUAAUCUUGCACUGAGUCAGGAGCUUUGCACAAGGAAGGGAAAUUAAGAUUGUGUGUACACAUUGAUCCUGACUCUGAAGGAAGCAGUCAUCUAGGACCAUCCUGCUGGACCUAACAGUGCGAAACCGGUGGGUGAGGGGAAAUCCAGGCCACCUGAAGAAUGUCCUGAAUGAUGAGAUCCUUGGUGAUGGGACGGACCAACAAGCUCCAGAAUAACAACAGGUACUAUCUUGGAAGCCACUUGAUUUUGAAACAAAAGCAGGUUCAGAUUUGAGGUCACUGGUUCUGAGACAUUGACAGAAGUUUUGGCAUGUGUUUUGACCCCGAUUGCCCAAGAUUGAGGCUCUUGGGAUGUGACCCUAUGCCCAGGUGAAACUGAGUCUCAGAGAUCCACAAGGCAGAGUGGCCGCUGCCUGUUCUAGUCUGGUGCAUAGGACUUGCAGUGUUGCUUGAGAGACAUAACCCUAGAGCCACUGAGUAUAACAAAGCAGUGGAAUUGCACUUCCAAUUUGGUAACCUCAGUAAGUCUAGUGUUGUUGUGUAGUGUGAUAAUUGCAACUCAUUCCUUAGCUCCUGUGACCAGGAGAGUCUUCUUCCUGUAGAGUACCUCACCAUAGUGGGCCUUCCAGCAAUUUCAGAGGUUGAUGGAGAAGGUAUUAAUUUCCCAAUAUUAAUAAUGAGACAAUGAGGCUUAAUGAGGGUUCGAGGACUUCCCAAAGUCCACACAGUUAGGCAAUCAGAGCAGAAUCCCAUCCCUUAGUUACCCUUCAUCCUAUUCUGAUUGUGACCAUGCCACAGACAUGUUCUCACCUGCCCCCACGGUUCUACCCCACCAGCAAUAAAAAUAAUUAAAAACAGAAAAUCUUCAAUACGCUGUGUUGUCCCUGGACUAUUGAGCUGAGAGUUGCAUCUCAUUAUGGCUUGGUCUUUGUGGAUUUCCUCCAGUGAGUUGAGAAUGGAGAUAGGCUUAGUAGAAUGAUUAUAUUUCAGGUCAGAGACCAGCUCCUCUCAAGAUAGUUCUUUCCACAGAUGGAAAAGAUAUGUUAAAAUUGCCAAAUAAAUUAGGAAAUACUUGGCAGAAUCUGGAAGAGCCUCCAGACUGGCGUUACAUAACAUGCAUAUACAUUAUACAUAUGCACAUUAUAUAAGGUGACAUAGUACUUAAUGUGCUGUAUAUAUUAUGCAAAUUACAUAUUUGUGAGUAAUCAUGAUAAAUAUAGAGACCCACUAAUCACUUUUUUACACAUACUCAGUGACAGAUUAGGAAGUUACUUUGCCAGAGAGUCUUAAAACUUACUCUCUCCUGCUGCUUUGGUUCCAAUUCCUGACAAAAAUAAUUGCAUCAACUUUUCCCAUCUCUAGCCCCCUCUCCUCUUGGCCAAAACCCUCUGUUACCUCCUGUCCCAGCUAGGCUGUACCUUCCGUGGAACACACCACAAUUGGGUCCAUAAAAAUAGAAUCAUGGGAAUGGGAAGGAUCUAGACUUCCAGAUUCCCCUAUGUCCCAGGCCUACACCUCAACAUUCCCAGGCAAGUGGGUGCCUAAUGUUAAUAUCAAAGGGAGAGAGGAAGGGAAGGAGGAAGAGUCUACCAGCCCUCCAAGGAAGGAAACUUCAUAGUGCUCCUUAGCCACCAGUUCCAGGAUCCAACAAUAACCAAUCAGGAAGUUAUUUCAAAUGUCUAAGUCCCCACAGCAUAUCUGAGACCAUAAUUUCCUAAGAUGUGUUUCACAAAAUGUUAGUAGUCAUAAAAUGCUACAUGAAAACAGAGUUCUGUGAUCAAGUACUAGCUCCCUUUCUAGGAGAGACAUUGAAAGGCUUAACUCUGAGAAUUCGCCUUAAAGAAUCGUAGUGUCUUUUAUUUGUCUGUCAACAUCUGUAGAUUAGCAACACUGCCUUAUGCCCACCAUUUCUUCUUUUUGUUCUCAGUGGAGAUAGGAACACGCAAGUAAAUGUCUUCAGCAAUAAUAUUCCAAAAAGUACUUCUCUAGGACAAGGAGUCUCCAUUCUUAAGACACUCUUUAAUUUCUUCUAUGUGACUGUUUAACUAUUUUUAAUGUUUCCCUCUACAUGUCUUCAAGCAAGAAUCAAGGAUCUGGACUCUCUGCUUCCUCAGGGGUCAGGAGGAAGGGACUAGAAUAUGUGAUAGCUGCCAGGGGUCAGACUUCAUCUGUGUAGCUCCAGAGAACAGAACCAGGUCUGAACAGCACAGUUAUAGAGAGGUUGAUUUAUAUUCAAUUUAAUGACUGCUUUUGGAACUGGCCAAAUAUGGAAGAGGCUGCUUUCUGGGGGAAUGAAAAGUUACCCACUCUUACAGGAUGAGCCUCGACCUGGUUGGGUGGGGAACAAGCAAUGAUAGAUCUACCUUGUCCAAGAAGCUGUUGAAAUAAUUCAGAAUCUGUUACUUUCUUUUGAAUAUCAUACCUCAGUGUCCCUUGUUUUCUGAAAGAAUGAAAAUGACUCCCAGAGAGAUUUCUGGAUCAGUGGGUACUAGACAAUUAGACCCCAUCUAAUACAUGGCAGGAUUGACCAGAAUCAAUCACUGAUAUCCUCUGAGGACAGCUAGUGGUGGUGAUCUCCCCUCAGUAGCUUGGAGAGUUAAAGGAAUGAGGUACAGUAUUCAGACCAAAAGAGUUUCUGCCUUUCUGUCAGGGUCCAUAUUGACAGUGUGGAACUCAUCUAGUCACAAACAUCAGACCUGCAGCUGACUUGUGAUAACAUGGAAAAAGAAACCAUCACACAUCUCAAAUAUUAAUCAAGUUUUAGAUAAAACAAGAGAGCAGAAUUGUCUGGAAUUUCCCAUGGAGCCAUUGUUUGUAUCUCACCUUGACGUCCUAUCAUGUUAGAGUACAUCUUUCAACUUUCUACUAUAGAGAGAAAACAGGAAAAGGAGAGAGGAAAGGGAAUUCCCAUUUAUUGCUUACUGGAUACAAGGCACCAUGUCAAGGUCUUUUCAUGCGGUGUCCCAUUAUUCCUCAGAACAGCCUAUGAUACAGGCAUUGUACUUAUGUCACAGGUAAAGGAAUUAGUGCAUAGAAAGGUGAAGUACCUUGUCCAAGGUCAAACAGAUAGUAAGUAGUAACAGCGAACACUUGACAUGGAUCUGUCUCACCAAAAUGUAUGCUUUUUCUACUAGACUUUAGUGCUUUUAACAUUCUUGUCUAUUUCCAACCCUACCAUCAUUCUGGGUGAGAUUACACAGCAUUGGCAAAUGGAUCUAUCAGGUCCACCUCUGUUUAGCCAUCUCAUCAUGUUCCUACUGAAGAACUUCCAGUGCUUGUUCACAGUUAAAGUCAACAGACUCCUUGGACAGCUGGAACCCCAAACCUCAACUUUGAAAUCAAAUUGGCAGCCAAAACUUCAUCUUCAAUGUUUCAGAUUCUAGCUGAAUGGGAGUCAUUCCCCCGGGCUACCUAAUAGAUUUUCUGUUCAACUCUGUGAGUGGGAGAGCAGCAAGCAGCCUUCUCAGAUAUAAAUGCCACGGUCAACGGUGCCUGGCCUGCAUGGGGAAGGAGGGGUGGGGUUGUUGAAGGGAGCCUCCCCACAAGAAGGCUCUGCAUGUGAUCCUCAUUAGUGAUAGGCGUGGGCUGGGCCAUCUGUAUUCCACAGGAGAACAGAAUGGCAGGCUGCCUUUCAGAUGCCAAGAGAAGCUAUCUAAUGGGAAGAUCCAGAGAGCUCAAAAAGCAGACAGGCAUCUUUCCUCACGGGAAUCUCUGUGGGAAACCAGGGACACAGAAAACCAAGGGUUUGGGGAAAUUAAUGGCUCAACUUGCUGGGCACCCACCCUGGCUACCACUUCAUUCUUUAUGCCCGUGGCGCAGGCAAGUGUAGCCCUGCAGCCUCAUUUGCUAGCUGAACUCUCUUAGAUGGAGCCCACAAUGAACCGACGUUAUCCUGAAAUCUGUGGCCACAAUGGCAGGUGCAUUAGAGCAAGGCACCAGUUUUCAGUUAAGCCUUCGAGCCUCCCAAGGGUCAGGAAACACUGCAGCUAGGAGAGACCAUGUGAUUGGAUACCCAAGGCGGAUUCUAGAGAAAUAAUCAGAAAACAUGAGGACAACUCUAAAUGCUCCAAAUUAGGAAAAUGCAAGUUGGACUCAAAGAAGAGAACAUAGAACCCAGCAUCAUGCAUGUAGUAGGUAAUGAAUAAAUAUUUGUUAAAUGAAUGAAUAGCUAAAGUGGGUAUCUGUCCUUCUAUCCUGGAAUGAGUAGGGGAAGGGGAGGUAGAGGCGAUGAAAGCUUUUUAACUAACAACUCGGGAACUUGAAACCACAGGAUAUAGAGGGAGCUCAUGGGGGCCUCUAACUACCCAGACAUCUGUUGAAUGAUGGACACAGCUAAAUAUGGAUCAUCAGAGGGCUUUCUAGGUCACAUGGAGGGCAGUUUCAUGAUUCAGAAAAUAUGAAAUUCAACUUGGAUAGAAAGACAGAAAUAUUUGCAAUCUACUUCUUAGCCAUCAGGUCAGAAUGGGCAAAAGAAUAAAAAGGCGGCACAGAAGUAGAGUUACAACACAGUAAGAGAUCGGCAUAAUAAGGUACAGAUUCAAGAGAUGAAAAGACAUGGAGAACUGGAUUUUUUUUUUAGCAGAUUUAUUUGGACAAGGGAGCUGAGCACUGUAGUUCAAAAAUGAAAGAAAGGACAAGUCUUUUUUAUUUUUAAGCAGCUUAAAGUUGAGUUAAUGUAAUAUGGAUGUGUCCAGGCAUUAAUGAAACUUUAGUAAAUAACUAUCAUUUAUUGUGUGGUCCAAAACCUAUUACUUUUAUGACCACCGUUAACCUCACAGGAAACCUUAUGAAGUUGGCAGUAUACAGUUCCCUACCUGACAAACAAGGAAACUGAGAAAAAGAGCAGAUCUCACAGCGGCAGAUCCAGGAUUCAGAUCUAUCAGAAUUUGCCUUCAAAGCCAUGCCUGUCCCCGCAGUGCCAUUGUGGAUUCCUCUGAGCUUCAGGCACAGUGGCAGGCCUUAUUACCCCCCAAUCGAUCCCAUGUGCACAACUUCCUGACUUCCUUCUCGAAGUGGAAACCCAAGUCCACAAAGCUGGAGAGGUAAACAGCACUCAUCCGGAGAACCGUAGAGGCCCAUUGAGAAGGAGCCCAUCUGGGCUGCAGAAGGCACACGCACACCUUACCCUCCCCUUUUCUAAGGCCCUCUCCCCAAGGUGCCAGCUGGGCCUCGUUUUAGGACCUCGCUCAGAUGACAGGCAGUCAACCAUAGACAGCUGGCAAAGACUUCACCUGAUUAGGGUGUUCACAUAAUACGAAAGAUCUGUCUUAAAGGAUACAGAGACCAUAUUAAGAAUGAGGAGCAAGUGAAAUGAGGUCAGGUAGUCAAACAUCAGAAUUCAGCAAAGGAUACAUAAAGGUGGAACAGAGAUCCGAAACAUCCUUUUAAAAAUCUGUUGGAAAAAUCUGAAUUUGGGAUAAAAAGACUGCUUCUAGAAUGAUGCAAAAAAAUUUUUGAACUUUUUCCUUUCCCCAAAAAACACAAAAAAUCCUUUUAAAAAUGGAAUCUUAGCAAGAAUUACAAGGUGAGGAUUCAUAAAAUGGUAAUUUAUUUUUUCCUUAGGACAAAAGGAAACGAAUUUCUAAACCUCACAAUAUAAAUGACAAUCCAGAAAAAGACUCCAGGAAGUGUGUGUUUUUUGUUGAGGGAAUAAAUAUCAGUACUUUCAAAGUAA
Messenger RNA from Canis lupus familiaris (dog), 10531 nucleotides. It is a transcript of the gene DGKG, whose product is annotated as diacylglycerol kinase gamma. The record is from RefSeq and is a predicted model, not a curated record. The transcript is spliced from 25 exons. The coding region runs from base 478 to 2850 and encodes 790 amino acids. Gene Ontology annotation, biological process: diacylglycerol metabolic process; lipid phosphorylation; intracellular signal transduction. NCBI's taxonomy places the organism in Eukaryota, Metazoa, Chordata, Mammalia, Carnivora, Canidae. Gene Ontology annotation, cellular component: plasma membrane. Gene Ontology annotation, molecular function: calcium ion binding; ATP-dependent diacylglycerol kinase activity.